CAGCUCACCCUCACCUCAUUGAUUUGCUUUGUGGGAACAUUGCAAGCCAUUGUUGUCACCCUCGUUACGGAGAGAGGGAGGCCUUCGGUUUGGAGCAUUGGGUGGGACAUGAACCUGCUGGCUGCUGCUUACGCCGGAAUUGUGACUUCGAGCAUCGCAUACUAUGUUCAGGGAUUGGUGAUUCAGAAGAAAGGUCCCGUCUUUGCAUCAGCCUUCAGCCCUUUGAUGAUGAUCAUAGUGGCCAUCAUGGGCUCCUUUGUUCUUGCUGAGAAGAUUUAUAUGGGAGGAGUUCUUGGCAGUUUUCUGAUUGUGGGAGGGCUGUACUCUGUUCUCUGGGGAAAAUACAGAGAGAGCAAAGAGAAGGAAGAGAAAGAAGCCAUGGCUCUGCCUCUUGCAGCUGUGAAGGGUGUCAUUGAAGGAAAUGUACAGAUUCUGGAAAUGGAAGCAGACGAAAUGGAGAUUGAGAAGGCAAAAGCCAACAACAAGAAGAUGAUAUCAUCUUUACCUUCUGUUGAUUCUUUGGUGGUUGCAGUUGUAGAGCCGGUACCAGAAGCCUUCAUGAAGGUGAAGGAAGAAUUCAAGAGUUAGAAGCUUGGGUAAAGUUCUAAUUUGGCGAAGAGAGAAAGAGAGAGAGAGCUUAGAGAAGAUGGCUAUCAAGAGCAUAAACAGAAUGCGAGGGGUACAGGGUCUAUGGCAAAGGAGCUCUUUUGGGACUUUUGCCUGACCUUUUUUCUCAAGUUUCUUUUUCUUCCCUUUUUUUUUUUUUUGGG
This is a messenger RNA of Phalaenopsis equestris, 770 nucleotides long. RefSeq names its product WAT1-related protein At5g07050-like. The record is from RefSeq and is a predicted model, not a curated record. The annotation marks the transcript as partial. Gene Ontology annotation, cellular component: plasma membrane. The transcript is spliced from 3 exons. Lineage: Eukaryota; Viridiplantae; Streptophyta; Magnoliopsida; Asparagales; Orchidaceae. Gene Ontology annotation, molecular function: transmembrane transporter activity.